AUGAUUGCGGGAAUACCUGGCGUCCGCUCUUUCAUCGACGAUGCCAUUGUAUUCGGCCGGGACUUGGAGUCGCAUGUAGCAUCACUCAACCAGCUUUUCCUACGUCUUCAGGAGUAUGGAUUCCACGUCAAGGCAGAGAAGUGUAGUUUCUUCCAGUCGCAAAUCCGCUACUUGGGACAUAUCGUGGACCGACAAGGUACCCGUCCAGACCCCGAGAAAAUCGAAACCAUCACUGCAAUGCCACCUCCAACCAACGUCACUGAGAUGCGAUCGUUUCUGGGCACGGUCAACUUCUACGGAAGAUUCGUGCGCAACCUACAAGAAUUGCGCUAUCCCAUGUACAAGCUUCUCAAGAAAGAAACGAAGUGGAAAUGGACAUCCAAGUGUCAGCAAGCUUUCGAAAAGUUCAAGACAGUUCUUCAAUCAAACUUGUUGUUGACACACUACGACCCUAAGCUUCCGAUCAUCGUGGCAGCAGACGCAUCAAGCACUGGCAUCGGUGCAGUAAUCUUUCACCAGUUUACCGAUGGCAUCAUGAUGGUUGUGACUUGCAACCGCAGAACGUAA
Molecule: messenger RNA, 567 nt
Organism: Ochlerotatus camptorhynchus
Lineage: Eukaryota; Metazoa; Arthropoda; Insecta; Diptera; Culicidae
Exons: 1
Coding region: 1-567 (188 amino acids)
Source: RefSeq, a predicted model, not a curated record